GUACCAGGAAGUGAAGUGACUCUAUUGAACAGUAUGCAUUGUUUGGAAAGGCUUCCACUGUUCUGAAUUUCCUUGUGUUUACAGCAUCAGUUCAUAUAGAGGAUCAACAUGAUGCCAAUUUCAGUUUUCGCCCCUGAGUUAGACACUGUGUUACAGCUGUGUGGCAAAUGUCCUAAUGAAACAGAUGUGUAAUUGUCUAGAUUAACGGCAGGCCAAUGGUUUAAAGAAAACUGUCGACACAGCCAGUAUGAAGCUUCAAUGAAUUGAGCACUCUAAUUAAAAUCGCUCUGAAAUGCUACCUCAGUCUUUCACAUUGUUGAGUCUCCAGUUACUUAUUUAAACAAGCCUAGCCAAACUGUCAAAUGAAAUAUGUAUGUGGGAUCCAGCCGUUUAGGCGAGUUACAAGAGGAAAUGACAAGUGAAAAUAAACCAGAAGAGGGCACCGUUUACCUAAGUAGACCAUCAUGGCUGCCAAGUUUUUCAUAACGUUACUACUACUUUGCUUGACGUCCAACGCGGAUAAUUAGUGUGUUCUGUCCUUGCAGGAAACAUUGACGUAUGUUACAGUUGCAUACAGCCAUACAGUCAUAUCGUCAGCCUUAGCUUAUAUUGAAACAAAUAUGAAGGAUGAUGAUAAAGCAAAUUUCUUCUCAGUCAACAGUUAUAUUAAAACAGUGUGAUGCAAAAAACAACAAAAGGUGCUUCUUUACAGAUUAAGCAACUACUGGUCAAUGCAGAUUACACUCUUGCGCAAGCGCCUUACAUCCUCACUGUAGCUCAGUUCAUAGUGAGACGUUUUUAAGAAAUCAGCCAAUCACAAGGUGCUUCUGAAGUUAUGCUGUGCUGCAGAUGCUUUAGAGGUCGCCCAUGCAAUACGUGUGAAUGAGUUUUGCCCCUGUGUUUCCUAAUGAUGUCGGGACUUACUUCCAUCUUCUUACCGCUAUUCCUUGCGGAGGGGCCCGCGAGAGAAGCUAUUUCUGUUCAUGUCAAUGGCUCUAUUUUGCCACUGAUACCUAAAAGUUACAAUAUUUUCUACUGAUCAAGGAAACCACGAAAACAACUGUGAUCACACCAACCGCAGUCAAGACUGUAGUCGUCUUUUUCGACCGGAGAACCUCUGCUAGACAGAUCUUUUCCGCGUCUAGCCAGUCAGAUGAUGAAGUGAAGGACUACCUCUAAUCAAGUGUGUAUGCCGGUGAGAACAAGGGAAAGCCGAGCGCGCACAGAAGGAAGGAAUAGGAGACUAUUCGAUACCAAAUCGGGACACAUGUUGAGCUAACGGACCACUCCACCUCCAUCUCCCUCCCUUGGCGGAUCUUGCCUUUUCUUUUCCUUGUUUUUAAUUCCUGUUGAAGAGGCAAGCGGCUCAAUUCGUCUUGGCUCAAGGCGCCUUCCUGUCGGAUUACUAAACUAUGGAUCUCAGUAAAAUGGCAGUAAGCAUCAACAAGGCCAUCAACACACAGGAGAUUGCGGUCAAAGAGAAGCAUGCUAGGACGUGCAUCCUGGGCACCCACCAUGAGAAGGCGGCUCACACCUUCUGGGCGGCCGUCAACCGCCUGCCCCUGUCCAGCAACGCCGUGCUCUGCUGGAAGUUUUGCCACGUCUUCCACAAGUUGCUGAGGGACGGCCAUCCCAAUGUCAUAAAGGACUCCAUGAAGAACAAGGCGGACCUGACUGACAUGAGCAGGAUGUGGGGGCAUUUGAGUGAAGGUUAUGGAAAGCUGUGCAGCAUCUACCUCAAACUGCUCAUCACCAAAAUGGAGUUCCACAUCAAAAACCCCCGUUUCCCUGGCAACCUUCAGAUGUCAAACAGACAGCUCGACGAGGUGGGAGAGAACGACGUCAACAAUUUUUUCCAGAUGACUGUUGAGAUGUUUGACUACCUGGAGUGUGAGCUGAAUCUCUUCCUGGCAGUGUUCAGCUCGUUGGACAUGUCGCGCUCCGUCUCCGUGACUGCGGCAGGUCAGUGUCGGCUGGCACCACUGAUCCAGGUGAUCCUGGACAGUAGCCACCUCUACGACUACACCGUCAAACUGCUAUUCAAACUCCACUCCUGCCUGCCAGCAGAAACACUGCAGGGGCACAGGGACCGCUUCCAGGAGCAGUUUAAGAAGCUGAAGAGUCUGUUUUACCGCUCCAGUAACCUACAAUACUUUAAAAGACUCAUCCAGAUCCCCCAGCUUCCAGAGAAUCCUCCUAAUUUCCUGCGGGCGUCGGCCCUGUCGGAGCACAUCAGCCCGGUGGUGGUGAUCCCGGCGGAGUCCUCUUCCCCCGAGAGUGAGCAUGUGGUGGAGACGGAAGACCUGGUGGACACGGACAUCCCCCCACAGCCGGCUGUGGUGGAGACCAGGUUUGAUGAUCUUUUCGGAGCUGCCACAGACCCUUUCAACUUCAACAGUCAGAACGGCAUGCGCAGACAUGACGACAAAGACCGUCUCAUCCAGCAGCUGACGGCAGAGAUCCAGGCCCUGAAGGAGGAGCUGGAGACCUUCAGAAUUGAGAGCGGGCGUCUGUGCCAGGCGCUGCGUGGGCGCGUGAGCGAGCUGGAGGCCGAGCUGGCUGAACAGAGCCACCUGAAGCAGCAGGCGCUGGGCGAGAGCGAGUUCCUGCGCGCCGAGCUGGACGACCUGCGCCGCGUCAAGGAGGACACGGAGAAGGAGCAGCGCAGCCUGACUGAGAUCGAAAACAUGGAUAAAGAGAAGGCCCAGGCCAAUGAGCAACGCUACACCAAGCUGAAGGAGAAGUACACAGAGCUGGUGCAGAGUCACGCUGACCUGCUCAGAAAGAAUGCAGAAGUGACUCGUCAGAUGACGGUAGCACGGGUGGCUCAGGACGAGGUGGACAGCGUGAGGAGGGAAAUGCAGGAGAAAGUGAAGGCUGCCCAAGACGCUUCUGAACAACAGGAAAAGGCUCAAUUGGAGCAGCUCCAGGGCCUGCAGGCAGAGCUGCACUCCAGCAGGACAGAGCUGGAGACCCUUAAGGGGAGCGUGAUGUCCUCCCAAAAGUCGAGUGAAGAGAUCAGUACUCAGCUCUCAGCGCUGGAGUUGGAGAAGGUGGAGCUGGUGGCAUCCGUGUCCAAGAAGGAGGCGGAGCUUGCCAGCAUCGGGGAGGAGUUGGAGCGUGUGCAGAACAGCUUGGCCACCGGGAGGGAGAGCGGGGUCAAGGCUGCUGAGGCACUGCAGAACCAGCUCAAUGAGAAGGAGAGCCGGGAGCAGGCGCUGGAGGCCCAGCUGGAGGCGCAGCGCUGGGGGGCCCUGGAGGGGGCGCUGGAGGAGGCCGGCAGGAUCAUCCAGGACUGCCUCAGCCAACUGGACGACCCCACACACAUCAGCUGCACCAGCUCUGCCGACUACCUUUUGUCCAGGUGCCAGGCUGCAGUGGAGUGUGUUGAGAGACUACAGGCUGCGAGAGACGGCUUCCAUGCAGACAGCACAGGUGUGUCAGAGCUGGUGCAGGCCGUCACCCAGUUCGCCCACCUGGUCGGGGACACCAUCAUCCAGGGCAGUGCCACCUCACACAUGGUGCCAGUGGAUCAAGCAGAUGUGCUGUCCAGCAGUGUGAAGUCGUGCGGGGCGGAGGCCCUGGCUCUGCUGGCCCAGCUGCGGGACAGGGCCACUCUGGCCACUGCAGACAGCAGCAAGCUGAAGGAGGUGCUGGAGGGAAUCAAGGCCACCGCCGAGAAGCUGCGCCCGCGUGGUCUGGAGCUGAAGCAAGGGGAGCUGGGAGAAAUGGUGGAGCAGGAGAUGGCUUCCGCAUCAGAGGCAGUGGAGUCAGCUGCAGCCAGGAUAGAGGAUAUGCUUAACAAGUCCCGAGCUGUUGACACUGGAAUCAAAAUGGAGGUCAACGAAAGGAUUCUGGCCUCCUGCACAGACCUCAUGGCAGCAAUUAAAGUGCUGGUGCUGUCCUCCAAAGACCUUCAGAGUGACAUCGUGGAGAGUGGCCGGGGAGCGGCGUCCAUGAAGGAGUUCUACGCCAAGAACUCCCGCUGGACCGAGGGCCUGAUGUCCGCCUCUAAGGCCGUGGGCUGGGGGGCCACUGUGCUGGUGGAUGCGGCUGACAUGGUGGUGCAGGGAAAAGGCAAGUUCGAGGAGCUGAUGGUGUGUUCACACGAGAUCGCAGCCAGCACUGCCCAGCUCGUGGCAGCGUCCAAGGUGAAGGCAGACAAGGGCAGUCCUAACCUAGCUCGACUACAGCAAGCUUCCAGAGGAGUCACCCAAGCUACCGCUGGUGUCGUAGCAUCAACCAAGUCCGGCAAAUCUCAGAUUGAAGAGACUGACACUAUGGACUUCUCCAGUAUGACUCUAACCCAGAUCAAGAGACAGGAGAUGGACGCACAGGUGCUGGUCCUGGAAUUAGAGACGCGCCUGCAGAAGGAGAGGGAGCGAUUGGGAGAGCUGAGGAAGAAACACUACGAGCUUGCUGGAGUAGCAGAGGGCUGGGGAGAACAGGAGGAGGGAACAGGUUGAGACUUGCCACACAACAGCAGCUUUUUCAAGGCUGGGCCUCUCUCUUCUCCUCUCUUCUCUUUCCCUGUCUCUCUCUCUUCCUCCCCCCUCCUCUCUCUCUCUUUCUCAGUCACUCUCCCCUGCUCCUGUAUUCACACAUGUAACUCAGACGUCUUCUUCUACUCUCCUCUCAUCUUUAUUUUCAUUCUGUAAUUGCAAAGUGAAGCCAAAUAAAAAGGUGCUUUUUUAUUUUUAUUAAACAAACCCUUCUGGCCCUGCUGCUGCUGUGGAGAGGGGAGACUUCCGUGAGGAUAGUAAGUAGACGGCACAAACAGCGACAAGAUGGAGCACUCUUCCCAUCCGGGGGCCACAGACUUGCAGCAGAGACCGCAGGCUCGCCGAUAACUACAUGUAUUUAUUUGAGGAUUGUUUGCUUUCUCCUGACUUGUCUCCUAAUAUGUGUUUGGAGGUGGGGUUGCAGUUCAGUCCCCAUCCAACUCCCACCCAGGCACAACCCCUUGACCCCUUGACCCCUCUCCCCUCCUGCUGCCCCUUCAACCCCAAGCACAGAUUCCUCCUUCAGCGUUGACUGUAUGACACACAACACAGGGGCAAGUCUACACUGUGCCGUGACUGAUCCUCCAUUACGGAUACCAGAAACUAGUGCUUCUCAAACAGUAGCGUCGGCCACCUCCACCUGGUGUCUGUCUCUCCGUCUCCAUGACUGGACCCAAAAAAAGGAAAGAGGGGACGGGUUUUGGAGACACAUUGCACUCUCUAACCGCUAGAGAUUUCUGUUCUGUUCUGGGCCGAACCAUUAAGCCUUCCUGAUCCAGUUCCUGCACAGUGUACCACACUUGCUUCCACACAACAGUGGCCUUGCUCUGGACUCUGGACUCUAUAGAGAGAUAUGAGCCAAUGUGUUGGACACAUCCACACACAACAUACACAGGUGACCCACAAGUGACCACCUUUCUCUGAUCUGAUCCGAUAUGUUUCGAUGAAUUAUUUGACACCAAGCCUCCUAAUCUCAUUCUGCCGGUCUCUCUCUCCCUCUCUCUCGCUCCCCCCCCCCCCUCUCUCUCUCUCUUCCUUUUCUCUCUCUCACUUUUGUAGUACAUCUGUGUGUGCAACGAUUGACUUCAAAACUAACUUGACAUCAGAACAUGAUACAUGCCAGGCUAUAACUUUACAGACAGAUAUCUGGGUGGCUUUUGUGUUUUGUUGAUGGAAAGGGUGGUUCUUGAACCCUUCUGACUCGGCUCUGGAGUGUGUAGGCUGCUCUACCCAUUAGAGACUCAUUUCCCAAUCUGGCAGACGCGAGCUCACAUGCAUUUGUGUGUAACUCUGAAGUUAAAGUCCAUGACUGAGCUAGAUAUGACUGUUUGUUGUCGAACUCCUUUUCCCUCUGCCAGUGUUGUUCGGUGAACUGGGUCAUACACUGUGUCACAGACAGACGGCCUUAGAAACAAAAGAGAACUGGUUCAUUUGAGACUGUUAAUAGGAAAUAGACUGAAUUAAUGGUGUGGUGCGUAAAGUGGAGGACUUUUGAUGCAUACAGGCACAAACUGAACACUGUCCCGAGGGCCUGAGGUAAUAGUUUUGGAUUCAGUUAAGAGGAAGUUUCUUCUAGUUGAGAGCGAGAGAGAAAGAAAGAGCUGGCAUCUGUCUUCUCCAGACCUACUUUUGCCUCCAUUCUCACACACACACACACACACUCACACACACUCCAUAACUGAAUAGAGAACAUACAUUUGUGCCUUCCAGUGUGAUAAAGGACAACAUUUCACAUACUUUAAUACUUCAGUGUUGACUAGAAGUUGUAACUGAGCAGUAAACACCAUAUGCUUUCAAACUUUAUCCUUUUUUAUUUAAAAACAAAAAAAAGCUUUAACUCAGUAUUGUAGCAGAGGUGCAUAGGCAAGUGGGCCCAUCUUCCCUCAUCUUUGGUAUUUAGUUUAAUUUGCUUUGGUUUACCUCUGAGCUUCCAAUCUGACUUGUAUAUUCCUCAAACCGGUAUUGACAAGGAGGGACCUUUACAAGUGAAGGGGGGUGGGGGCAGAGUAAUGUAUCUUCCAUUCUCCUUGCUCAUUCAGAAGAUUGAGCUGGUCACUGUUGAAGCAAUUUUCAGGGCCAAACAGCCUUUUAGACCGUUACUGUCUGUCAGCACAACACAACUCCAGCCAUUGGAAAUACUUAAGAGUUUGCCAGCCAACCACCAGGGCCAUGAUUACCUCAGCCAGGCAUCCCUCGAACCACACAGGACAUCCUCCAGACAGGGAAGGGGUUUAUUAGCAUUCUUAAACUUAAGCUAGAACCAUGAGUUUCACUAGUGUUUGUGUGUGUGUGUGUGUGUGUGUGUGUGUGUGUGUGUGUGUGUGUGUGUGUGUGUGUGU
Clupea harengus (Atlantic herring) is the source of this 6841-nucleotide messenger RNA. It is a transcript of the gene hip1, whose product is annotated as huntingtin interacting protein 1. The transcript is spliced from 32 exons. Gene Ontology annotation, molecular function: clathrin light chain binding; actin filament binding; phosphatidylinositol-3,4-bisphosphate binding. The record is from RefSeq and is a predicted model, not a curated record. Lineage: Eukaryota; Metazoa; Chordata; Actinopteri; Clupeiformes; Clupeidae. The coding region runs from base 1413 to 4466 and encodes 1017 amino acids. Gene Ontology annotation, biological process: endocytosis; actin filament organization; clathrin coat assembly. Gene Ontology annotation, cellular component: presynapse; clathrin-coated vesicle; cortical actin cytoskeleton.